AUGACAGGCAUUGCACUUCUAGGCGCAGGUAUCUUCGCCCGCGAAGAACACCUCCCCGCCAUCCAAGCAAUCCCUUCCCUGACCCUCAAGGCAAUUUACUCCCGCUCCGAGAAAUCGGCGUCAUUGCUCGCCUUAUCGGCCUCCAGUGCGGUAGACAUUUACUACGACGUACCAGCAGCAUCAGCAUCAGCAUCAGCAGGGGGCCAAGGCGAGGAUAGAUCCCUGGACGCGUUGCUCAAGAGAGACGACAUUGCCGCCGUGGUCGUCUGCCUUCCCAUCUUGACGCAGCCGGCCGUCAUCCGCAAGGCGUUGGAGGCCGGGAAGCAUGUGCUGAGCGAGAAGCCUGUCGCGAAGGACGUGGCUACCGCUAGGGAGCUGAUGGAUUGGUAUAAUACCAUGACUUCGACGACGCUGACGAAGCCGGUGUGGGCUGUUGCUGAGAAUUUCCGCUUCUGGCCUGCCAUCGUUCAUGCUGUUGACAAGAUUCGUGAGGUGGGCGGCAAGUUGGUGACGUUUAAUCUGGACAUGUUUACGCUUGUGAAGGAUGAUAGUCAGUAUUAUAACACGGCUUGGCGCAAAACCCCCGAAUAUCAAGGCGGCUUCCUCCUCGACGGAGGCGUGCACUUUAUAGCAGCGCUACGCUCCAUGCUCGCCGCCGCCGAAGGAGAAGAGGUCACCCAGCUCACGGCCCGGUCGGCGCUUCUCCAGCCCCGACUCCCGCCCGUCGACACGGUCUACGGCGUGCUGACGACCCGCGGCGGCGUUUCGGGGACGGCGAGCAUCUCGUUCGGCAUCGAGUUCAAGGCCGGCCUCCAGUGUCAGGUCGUCACCACCGAGGGCAGCGUGACCAUGACGUCGUCCGAGGUGACGGUCGUGCGCAGGGGCGGUGGCGAUGGCGGUGCGCAGGUCGUCGAGAAGACGCAGUUUGGGCGCGACUCGGGCGUCAAGGCUGAGACGGAGGCUUUCGCGGCCAGUAUUGCGCGGGGUGGGGUUGACGCGCGGCAGACUCCCCUCGAGGCGCUGAAGGAUCUGCAGAUUUUAGAAGGGUUGUUGGAGUCGGGGGCUGCCGGGGGUGCCGUCAAGGCAAUCCAGUAG
This is a messenger RNA of Sodiomyces alkalinus F11, 1095 nucleotides long. Its product is annotated as NAD(P)-binding protein. Lineage: Eukaryota; Fungi; Ascomycota; Sordariomycetes; Glomerellales; Plectosphaerellaceae. The record is from RefSeq and is a predicted model, not a curated record. The transcript has 3 exons. Gene Ontology annotation, cellular component: cytoplasm. Gene Ontology annotation, biological process: NADPH regeneration. Gene Ontology annotation, molecular function: nucleotide binding; oxidoreductase activity. The coding region runs from base 1 to 1095 and encodes 364 amino acids.